Molecule: messenger RNA, 1326 nt
Organism: Aureobasidium uvarum
Lineage: Eukaryota; Fungi; Ascomycota; Dothideomycetes; Dothideales; Saccotheciaceae
Source: the annotation of a GenBank genome assembly
AUGGUGGCUGCCAUCGGAGCUGGAUUCUCCCCAAAGCUGGCGAAGGAUUACACUCCUUCGACAUGGAUCUAUGCAGCUGAAGUCGGACUACGGUCUAUUGACUCGGAAAAGCGUGCAUCCGUGACCGGUGUGCAAAUCUUGUGCCUGGUACUGCUCGCGCGGCAAAUCAAUCCGGAUGCCACCGAGAAGAAUCUGUCGUGGAUCACGGCCGAGGGCCUNUUGCGAGCAGCCAUGCACAUUGGCUUGCACAUCACCCCAUCUCGACUACCUCCCAUGUCGUUCUACGAAGAGCAGAUACGUAUCCGCUUAUGGGCAACUGUAAUCGAGAUUUACCUACAGCACUGUCUGGAAGUUGGAGGCUCACCUUCGAUUCUAGCACACGAGCUCGACCUUGAACUGCCUUGCAACAUUGCCGAUGAACAUUUCGACGAACACACCACGGCUCCUCCGACUCCGGAACCAAUGGACCAAUUUACUCAUACCUCCAUACAGAUCACUCUCAUACAAUGUUUUGCGGUAAGACUGGAAAUUGCUGCCUUUGUGAACAACCCGAGGAGGGAAGGUCUCUACAAGGAGACUCUACAACUGGCCUCGAGGCUCAGCUCAUUCUGCAAGUCCAACCAUCAACGUUUCCAGCGAGAUACGAGGCCACAAGCACAUCGGUUCUCAAUGCGACUGAUGGAUUUGUUCAUGCAUCGCUUUCUCCUCGCGCUGCAUGCUCCCUUUGCUUUCAGAGCUGUGGCCGACCCAACACUGUGUUUUUCCCGCAAGGUCAGCCUCCAAGUAGCCCUUACGCUACUUGAUCGUUCUCUUUGUACCGACGACGACGAAUACGCUCGAGCAUUACUGGUCGGCGUUGGCUUCUUUGCCGGACCCACCAUCCAAGCAGCCAGCAUUGUUUGCGCAGAACUCAUCAGUCAGAUGGAAGAAGAAAUAUCAAUGUUUACACUUUCUCCCGGCUCUGCAGGGCGCCAGGUCCUCUGCAAAGUCCUGGAUGACUACAUCAAUCUCUUGCGGAGACGUGUCAUGCAGGCCGAACCAGACAUUCAACUCUUUUUGCUCUUCUCGGGGCUGAUUGCGCAGAUUGAGGCAUCGCACAGUGGACGCUCGGUGGACAAAGCCAUUGAGCUUGCGAUGCAGGAGGGCUUGAUGGAUUGUCAGAAGAUCUUGGAGGACCGAGCUCAGCCUGAUUUGAUGAUUGAGCCUAGCCUGGAUUUGACGGAUCAGUUCACUCUUGACGGAAUUUCGUGGUCGGCAAAUGAAUUGCAGGACUGGUUGUCAUGUGGUGGGCUUGAAGCUCCCCUUCUCAUGCCUGCGUUCCAGUAG